Molecule: messenger RNA, 1314 nt
Organism: Trichomycterus rosablanca
Lineage: Eukaryota; Metazoa; Chordata; Actinopteri; Siluriformes; Trichomycteridae
Gene: esrrd
Product: estrogen-related receptor delta
Exons: 7
Coding region: 1-1314 (437 amino acids)
Biological process (GO): regulation of transcription by RNA polymerase II; nuclear receptor-mediated steroid hormone signaling pathway
Cellular component (GO): nucleus; chromatin
Molecular function (GO): estrogen response element binding; steroid binding; nuclear steroid receptor activity
Source: RefSeq, a predicted model, not a curated record
AUGGAGCUGCAGGACUUCUGUUUCAGUGAAAACUUUCCAUUUCUACAUGAACACAACAGUUUGAUGGACCCCUCAUCCUCUGAUGAUCCCCCGUCUCCACCAGAUCAGAACAUUAAAUCGGACUUAUCCAGUUUGGCAGCGUUUAGUCCGAGCAGUACAUCAGACAGCAGUGGGUACAGUGUAGUACUCUCUCGUUCUCACGAGCAUGCUCACUUCAGUACUUCAGAAGAACAUGAAGAUCCUCACAUCACAUCUCAAACCAGUUCCAUCCUGAGUCCAGAGUACCAUCCCUCCCUCAGCCACCCUCCCAAACGCCUCUGUCUGGUGUGUGGAGACUUCGCUUCUGGGUAUCACUACGGUGUGGCAUCGUGUGAGGCCUGCAAGGCUUUCUUCAAAAGAACCAUCCAAGGAAAUAUCGAGUACAACUGUCCGGUGGCGAACGACUGUGAGAUAACGAAGAGACGGAGGAAAUCCUGUCAGGCCUGUCGCUUUCAGAAAUGUCUCCAAGCAGGAAUGAUGCGAGAAGGAGUGCGUAUGGACCGAGUUAGAGGAGGAAGACAGAAGUAUAAACGACGUGUAGAGUCAGGAUUGGCCAUCUUCACACAAACUCCAUACACUAGUCCAGUUAAACACAUCCGUAAUAAAGUGAUUCCUCAGCUGUUGGUGUCUGAACCGGUGCCACUCCGAGCCACACCCGACCCCUCCAUCCCUGAGAGUGACCUCAAAACCCUCAUGACCUUGUCUGACCUUCUGAACAGAGAGCUGCUGGUGAUGAUUGGCUGGGCAAAACACAUACCAGGGUUUCCAGUGCUGUCGUUGGUGGAUCAGAUGGCCCUGUUACAGAGCGGAUGGGUGGAGGCUCUGCUGCUGGCUGUGGUUUGUCGAUCUGUGGGUUCUCCUCAGGAUCUGGUGUUCGCUGAGAACCUGAGACUAAACGAAGCACAAUGCAGAAGCAUGGGCCUGCUGGAACUGUACACACCCCUCCGACUGCUCGCCAACAGAUAUACCCAGCUCAACCUCAGUCACGAGGAGGCGCUCAUCCUGCGCGCAAUGGCACUCGCCAACUCAGAUGCUGAGCAGGUGGAGAGCGGUGAAGGGGUGCAAAAGUUUCAGGACGGGUUACACGAGGCUCUGCAUGAUUACGAGCUGAAUCAGAGAGGAUUCGAACCUCACCGCGCUGGUAAACUGCUCAUGACGCUACCGCUACUCCGACAGAGCGCUCAGCGAGCCGUACACUGCUUCCAUCAUCUCCACACUCAGGGACGAGUUCCCAUGCACAAACUCUUCCUCGAGAUGCUCUCCACCAAAAUGUGA